Messenger RNA from Magallana angulata, 1897 nucleotides. RefSeq lists its product as uncharacterized. The record is from RefSeq and is a predicted model, not a curated record. Gene Ontology annotation, molecular function: zinc ion binding. Lineage: Eukaryota; Metazoa; Mollusca; Bivalvia; Ostreida; Ostreidae. The transcript has 2 exons. Bases 98 to 1789 code for a protein of 563 amino acids.
CUUAAAUCUAUGAAAUGUUUUGGAAAGAAAAAGAAGACAUGAAACUAAACGAAACCUUUUUUUAUUCAACAGGCUGUGAUUUUAAAACCUAGUCAUCAUGGACACAGAGAGAACCCUAUAUGAAGUACAUCAGUGUUCUAAGUGUCUGGGGGACACAGAAUACUAUUGUGUAUCGUGUCCAUGUGAUCUGUGUACCCUGUGUAAAGAGAGCCAUGUAAAAGAUCUCAAAACAAUAGACCAUGAUAUUGUGUCAUACCGUGAUAAAAUCAACUACAUCCCAACACGGGAGAUCUGUGUGAGACAUCAUAGCCAUGUUUAUAUAAAGUACUGUGAACCUUGCCAAGUCAUUGUGUGUUAUUCUUGUUCCGAUGACCAAUCGCACGAAUUCAGAAGUUUUCAACAUGGUAAAGAACAACACAAAAUAAUAGAUAUACAAGCAGCGUUUAAAACAAAGCGACAACAACACAGAGGAACCAUUCACACCAUCAGAGGUGAGGCUCUCUUUUACAGACCUGUUCUUCUUUCAGGAAUCAAAACAGAUUUUAAAACCUGUCACACAGAAUUCUCCUUUCAUCACUUAGAGAUGUUAACAAAGGUCCAUACACUGAAGCAUCUCAUUGACUAUAUACAAACUGAUUUCAUGUGCAAUUACUUUGAUUUCAAACACAUCUAUUUAAAACAGAAGAUAGAAAUGAUCAGACAUAUUGCCAGCCACCAGAGAUAUACACGCUUAUAUGAACAGAGUGCAAUUAAACCGCUAACAUUCCUGUUAAAAAAGACAGCCCUCCCCAAGAUACCUCUUACACUCCACACCAGCCAGCUCUCCAUGACUGAGUCACUUAACAAGGAGGAUGUGAUUGAGUUACUGAGUGCAAUCCAAAUCACGCAACGAGGAAACCGCCUAGUAAGAAAUGAGUGUCUGCUGAAACUGAUGCCUUGUGCUGAGCUCCAUCAAUCUCUCACAGUGACAGGUAUUGGUCGUUGUUUUCACAUUUGCUGUGUGACAUCAGAGCGGAUCUGGGUCAGCGAUAGAGAAAACAAUAUCAUAUUGACAAAUACAACAGGUGUCGCUAUACAUCGUGUAGAAGAUUUAUGUAGUAAUGGAGGAUCACACACAGUGAACAGUGAGAAUGAAUUGAUUUAUAUAAAUAGGAAUUAUAACAUCAACAAACUGUCAAAUGAUAUGAAAACAACCACCGUAUUUAUUGAGAGAAAAUACUCUAUAUGGAUACCAAUGUGUGUGUACUGGUCCCCGUCUACUGGAGAUCUACUGGUCGGGAUGUAUAGGGAUGUAACAAAGUAUACAGACACUGGCAAGGUAACUCGAUACAACCAAAGUGGACAACUGACCCAAACCAUUCAACAAAACAACAAAGGACGGGGAUUAUAUAGUGUACCUAAUUAUAUAACAGAAAACAACAAUGGGGAUGUCGUAGUCUCUGACAGUCGUGCUGUAGUUGUGACAGGACGUGGAGGAAGACAUCGUUUCUCCUACACAGGACAUCAAUUAAAAUCAGAACUAGAACCAGGCGGUAUCUGUACGGACGCGCUGUCACACAUACUAGUGUGUGAUGGUAGAACCGACACAGUACAUAUGUUAAAUAAGGACGGUCAGUUCCUAUCAUAUCUACUGAAAAAAUCACUCGAACUGGGUGAACCAUGGAGCCUGAGUUAUGAUGUCAACACUCACCGUCUCUGGGUCGGAUCAUGGGACAACAACAAGGUGUGUGUCUACAGGUAUAUCGUCAGACAGGAUGCUCGGACUGAUCAAAGUAAUGAGAUGGAGUGACUGCGCGGUAUCCCAACCACAGUGACAGAGAAGCCCGGCAAGGAAACCAAUGUCUGCUAAAACUGAUGUCUCCCCAAAGUAACUUAACUAUUUCAGAGUAAAAGGUGU